UACCGCGCUGUGUCCGGUGGGUGUCGCCGUGUUUCUCCCGGGAUCCGGAAGUGUCCGGUCUGUCAGCCGAUCACAGGGGGCCCCAAAGGACGAUAAUGGCGGGUGGGGGCCCCUCUCAGCCUCUGCCCACAGUGCUGGUGUCGGUCUUGGCCUGGCGGGAGGGGGCGGGGGACUCUCGGGAGGAACUUCAAUUACAACUCAGUGUGGAGCCCGAGAACCCCGGAGACUUCCGCCUGGCUGUCCGCAACCCGGCCCGCGGGCCGACCCUCAACACGAUUGUCGGGGAGUUCCAGCUGAGAGACAUCUCGUAUGAUCUGAGGACCGCGCUGUGUCACCAGCUGACCGUCCUGGAGGAUCCCACUACCUGCAUGGCCUUCAACUUCGAUGAUGAGCGGGAGGCCCAGAAGUUUUGGACGGUGGUGAGCAGCUCCCUCAGAGAGGCCCAGAAGGCCGCAAAAAGUCAGACGGACUUGUCCGGAAGGAAGCCGCCGUUACCCACCAAACCCAGGAGCCCCCCGAAUGUUGGAGAACCCCUCUCACCAGAGGCCGAUCCCCUUUCCCUGAUGGGCAACCUGGGCACUAAGGAGGAGCUGACGGCGCGGCUGAGCCGAUGCAUAGAGAGCGGAGACCAGAAGCUGGCGGCGCACUAUGCGGCUGAGUUGGCCAAGUACAGAGCUUCCACUCAGAUUCAGCUAAAACCAACCUGCUACCCGAAAUCCGAGAUCUGCAUGAAGGUCGCAGUGGAAGACGCCAAGGCCUCUGUGAAUAUCACCACAUAUGUGUACGGUCACACUACCAUAGCCAUGCUGAAGCAGCAGAUUUUCAAGGAUUAUCAGUUCCACCCCAGUAUUCAGCGCUGGAUCAUUGGCCAAUGCCUGUGCUCCGAUGAUCGGACGGUCAUGUCUUAUGGUAUUCGGAGAGACGGAGACACGGCAUUCCUCUACCUGCUGGGGGCCAAACAGGCGAAGCUGACACCCCAAGACUUGUACAACAGCAGCAUCUAUCCGGGGCCGUCGCAAUUGGUGGCUUCGGGCCUGGAGGAUCAACGUCACUCCAAAACCCUCCCCAGCCGGCCCAAUCCAAAGCCAGUCUCCAAUACCUUCAGGCCAGAGAACAUGGAUACAGGGGGCCUCCCGAAUCUCACCCGCAAUGCUCCACCUUCACCUGUCCAGAUGGGCUGGUCAUGCCCCGCCUGCACGUAUAUCAACGUACCUACCCGCCCCGGCUGCGAGAUCUGCAGUUCGGACCGCCCGACGGGCUACGUGGUUCCCGAAUGGUACAAACCCGACGAGACGGAGCGACGGAGGUUACAGCAGGAGACCGACGGGCUGCAGCAGUACAAGAAGGCUCAGGAGGAGGAGCGGCACCAGAACUUUCUGUACCUCCUCCAGCUGGACAACGAGGUUCUCAUCCCCAACCAGGAAGCCAUAGAAUGUCGCAUCUGCUACACCGAGGUCCCUGCGGGGGGCGGUGUCCUGCUACGCGAGUGUCUCCACAGCUUCUGCAAGGAUUGUCUGCGGCAGGUUGUGAACUGCUGUGAGGAUCCGGAGGUCUCCUGCCCCUUCCGGGAUGAGAUGUACGCCUGCGACAGCAAGCUGCAGCAGAGAGAGAUCCGAGCGUUGGUGUCAUCGGAAGAGUAUUCCCGUUUCCUAGAGCGUGGCCUGGUAGUGGCGGAGAGCAGAAGUCAGAACAGUUACCACUGCCGCACAGCAGACUGCAAGGGGUGGUGCAUCUACGAGGACUCCGUCAAUGAGUUUUUCUGCCCCAUCUGUGGAGCUGAGAAUUGCCUAACUUGCAAGGCCAUCCACGACGGAAUGAACUGCAAAGAGUACCAGGAUGACCUGCGUAUCCGAGCGCUGAAUGACACCGCCGCCAGACAGACCAGCGACAUGCUAAAGACGCUCGUCCAGACCGGGGAAGCCAUGUACUGCCCCGCCUGCCAGAUCAUUGUCCAAAAGAAAGACGGCUGUGACUGGAUCCGCUGCACCAUGUGUCAGACUGAGAUCUGCUGGGUGACCAAGGGCCCUCGCUGGGGGCCACAGGGUCCGGGAGACACCUCAGGGGGGUGCCGGUGUAACGUGAACGGAAGGAAAUGUGACCCACGUUGUCAGAAUUGCCACUGAACAAAGGAGAAGGCGUCGGUGAAGAAGGGAAGCCACGCCCCCCCACUAUUUGAAAACUGCGUCUUCAGUGACACCCCCCCAACUUCUUUUCGUCCCGUAUCUCCUUUCCGGUUGUCGCGGAACAGAUCCGACAACAUUGCGAGUGGGGGACGCAGCCAGCUGAUUGGCUGAAUUUUGAUCAUGGCUGGUCCGCUCCCCAAUAGUGUUUGUAAAUGACGCCUAAAUCGGUGCACCCCCCCCUCCACUUCUCACACGAUCGGGGCACCACGUCGAUGGAACGCCGCCUGACGCCAGAUAAUCGUCCUCAGAAACUGGAACCUACCUAUGCAUUUGCGUUUAUAUUGCACUGACUUAUCCUGCCCACAAGGGGGCUCUGUUCUCCCCCAAUUAUUGCCCCCCAAUACCUCAAUGUACAGACUGGGAUGGAAAGCCCCCCCCCCCCCCCAUCUGAGAUAUCGUUUCUCUCUGUAUUUAGUGGUGGACUCUGAGGCAAAAAAUUGCCGAUCAUUUCAGUUUAGCUUUUUUUUUUUAUUCGAUUUUAUUAUUUUAUUUUUAUUGUUUGCUACACUACAGCCAGUGUCUCUGUAGUCCCGCUAUUGAGGAGUUCACCUCAGAAUUUAUUUUUUGAUUUUCAGUUUACGGGAUGUUUGUUACGUUUAAAGAAACUCAUUAGUAUAAGCGACAGUUGUUGCCCGCAUCGAGAAAAAAAUGAUGUAUAUUUUCAGCUUCUUAUAGAAAUGAAAAACGAGCUAUUACUUUAUAUAAUUUUUUUUUCUUAACCCAUUAUUACACAGUCCUGGCUGGUAAUUUUCACUGCCAAUCAGUCUUUUGAGUUCUAAAAACAUUAUGUGAAAGAACACACCCCUAGCAUCCCUUUAGACGUGUAUGUUCUAGCAGCUGAUAAGCAGAUACAAGUCUGUAAAAAAAAAA
Messenger RNA from Rana temporaria (common frog), 3053 nucleotides. It is a transcript of the gene RBCK1, whose product is annotated as RANBP2-type and C3HC4-type zinc finger containing 1. The transcript has 14 exons. Gene Ontology annotation, biological process: proteasome-mediated ubiquitin-dependent protein catabolic process; positive regulation of canonical NF-kappaB signal transduction; protein linear polyubiquitination. NCBI's taxonomy places the organism in Eukaryota, Metazoa, Chordata, Amphibia, Anura, Ranidae. The record is from RefSeq and is a predicted model, not a curated record. The coding region runs from base 96 to 2123 and encodes 675 amino acids. Gene Ontology annotation, cellular component: LUBAC complex. Gene Ontology annotation, molecular function: ubiquitin binding; ubiquitin-protein transferase activity.